AUGGCGUCGGGACCGUCUGGGCUGGCGGUGUGCGCUUUUUUUGGCACGCGCAAGGGCUGCAAGCGCGGCAAGAAAUGCCCGAACGUCCACAUGAAGAAGGGUGGCGAGGUGGUGAGCCACGGCCGGGCUGACACGCUGAAGGAGGAGGUGCUGGCGUAUUUGGCGGAGGUGGGGUCGCGCACGGCGGUGGGCCGGGUCUGGACCGAGAAGAAGGAUGACAAGGCCGUCUUGGCGAUCCAGAUCCAGGGAGCCUCUGCAUCCCAGGAAGCACUGGCGGCAGAGCAUACUGGCUCGCUUCAGCUGCCCACGGGCGAGUGGCUCUAUGGCAACGCGCAGGUGGCUGUCCCGGAGCAGCUUCACCACUGUACGAGCCUGGAGGGCGCGCUGGGCAUCAUGGCAGCCGGCCGCGUCAACAACAGCCCUGGUUGCCAUCCGGCUGCGGUCUACACCACCAAGGACUGGUCCAACACCACCUACGACCGCGGCGGAAGCAUCAUCCUCAGGCCCCAUGGCUUCAUCGCGUCUAACAAGACGUCGAAGUCCUACCAUGGCGCUUCAGGCCCAGUCCUGCCUGGCCUGAUGGUGCGGCUCGCCAGGUCGCUCGAGGAGUGGGUGCUGGACUCAAGCGCUUGUGAGGUGAAGGAGGUGUGGCUGCAUUUGGAGUCCGCCCUGGCUUUUUUGAGCAGCGGAGGCUACAUCAAUCACCGCAGACCCGGAGGCUACAUCAAGCCGAUGUAA
Molecule: messenger RNA, 738 nt
Organism: Effrenium voratum
Lineage: Eukaryota; Dinophyceae; Suessiales; Symbiodiniaceae
Source: the annotation of a GenBank genome assembly